CAAACCGUACCGUAAUAUUAUACAACAUAUCUCCAGAACUAAUGUCCAGCAGUGCAUCGAUUGUGCCGUUUCUGGCCUAUGGUUUGGCCGUAUGUUUGGAUCCCGUUCUUGUGUUUAUGUCGUUGAAUCACAUCAUUACUAUUGACGAUCUCAAGUCUGACUACAAAAAUCCAAUAGACGUCUGCCAGCGACUCAAUCCACUGGUUUUACCCGAAUAUGUCAUUCAUUUGGUCUUUACUAUCGGCUUUCUGAUGUCUAACCAGUGGUUUUCACUACUGAUUAAUAUUCCUGUUAUUGUAUAUCACGUCUAUCGAUACGAUGGCCGACCGGUAAUGUCCGAACCGGGUAUCUACGAUCCGACCUGUAUUUUGAAUGGCCAGCAUUUGCGUCGGGCGACUGUCGAGGGCUGGACUAAACUGGUCUUCUAUUUGAUGACAUUCUUCUACUAUUUGUUUGCAAUGAUCUACACUUUGGUUCAAUAUAUAGAGUAA
Molecule: messenger RNA, 491 nt
Organism: Oppia nitens
Lineage: Eukaryota; Metazoa; Arthropoda; Arachnida; Sarcoptiformes; Oppiidae
Product: protein cornichon-like
Exons: 2
Coding region: 42-491 (149 amino acids)
Biological process (GO): endoplasmic reticulum to Golgi vesicle-mediated transport
Cellular component (GO): COPII-coated ER to Golgi transport vesicle; endoplasmic reticulum membrane
Source: RefSeq, a predicted model, not a curated record